This is a messenger RNA of Elaeis guineensis (African oil palm), 411 nucleotides long. RefSeq names its product UDP-glucuronate 4-epimerase 6-like. The record is from RefSeq and is a predicted model, not a curated record. Lineage: Eukaryota; Viridiplantae; Streptophyta; Magnoliopsida; Arecales; Arecaceae.
AUGCCGUUCACCCACAUCCUCCACCUAGCCUCCCUCCCCGCCAACACCUCCCUCAACCACCUCAACUUUGUCGCCUUUGCUUAUGCUAAUGCCGAUGCCCUCAUCGCUCUUCUUGAGCUUGCCCGCACCAUCGAUUACCCACCAGCCAUCGUCUGGGCCUCUUCUGCCUUUGUUUAUGGCCUCAACCCAACCUCGAACCCCACCGUCAAGUCCGAUCCUACGGACCACCUUGCCACCCUCUUCGCUGCUGGAAAGAAGACUGCUGAGGACAUCUAUGCCUAUAGCCACAUAUAUGGCCUCUCCAUCACCACCCUCUGCCUCUUCACUAUCUACGACCUGUGGGCCCGCCCCCACAUGGCUUACUUUACCUUCACCAAGGCCAUUCACCAUGACUUUUGUUUUGGUUACUGA